GCGCCGCCCGUAUAUAGCCCGACAAGGUUGCAAGCAUCUGCACAGUCGCCUUUGCUCGCCGUCACCGCCAAGUAACACCCCAUUUUUAUUCGAGUUUUCUGUUCUUUUGCUACGCACGAGACUCGCCUGCCAUGGUUGCUGCUAUGCUCCUCAAGUCUUCCGCGCCGCGAGCCGCUCUAAGGGCUUCGACUGCUCUUCGUCAGAGUCAGAGGACGUACAUGACCCUGCGAGACCACGUGUAUAUGGCCAAGGCGACCGCGGAGGGCGCGGGGCGCAACGGCAAGGUGCGCUCGAACGGCGACACGCUGCUCGAGCUGGACAUGUCGAUACCCAAGGCGAUGGGCGGGAAGGGCGCCGGGCAGAACCCCGAGAAGCUGUUCGCCAUGGGAUAUGCUUCGUGUUUCCUGGGCGCGCUGCAGCGCUCGGCUGCUGCCCACGGGAAGAAGGAGCUCGCUGACCAGGCGAAGAUCCACACCGUCGUGCGCAUCGGGCACCCCGAGGACCCGCCGCUCGAGGGGUUCGGGCUCGAGGUGGAGAUUAACGUCGAGGGGAUUGAUGACGACGAGAUCAUCAAGGCCGCGCAUGAGUUCUGCCCGUACAGCCGGAUGCUGCACCAUGGGAUUCGGGUGAACGUCAAGAAGUUAUAAGCUAGUUCGCCUCCUCCCUCCGCCCUCUCUAACGCCUCGAACACGUCCCCACGAAAAUCACGAUCCGGAAUACCCACAAACCCAACAACCACCACAAUAAACAACAACUGAAAAAUUCGAACCUUUCUUGUGUGCAUGUUAUAGAUGGCCGUCUUCCUUCCUAUUUUAUUGUAAUAUCUUGGCUUAGUUUGAAUCUCUCCACGCAAACACGAACGAACUGGGGUCAUUGGUACGAUACGAGUCGGUGUACUGUAUCUGUGCUUUGUAGCGAUAGUAUUCUAGUGCGAAUUUAAUGGGCUUAACUGCGUUACG
Molecule: messenger RNA, 959 nt
Organism: Gloeophyllum trabeum ATCC 11539
Lineage: Eukaryota; Fungi; Basidiomycota; Agaricomycetes; Gloeophyllales; Gloeophyllaceae
Product: OsmC-like protein
Exons: 4
Coding region: 132-647 (171 amino acids)
Biological process (GO): response to oxidative stress
Source: RefSeq, a predicted model, not a curated record